Messenger RNA from Lethenteron reissneri (Far Eastern brook lamprey), 10692 nucleotides. RefSeq names its product striated muscle enriched protein kinase (gene SPEG). Lineage: Eukaryota; Metazoa; Chordata; Hyperoartia; Petromyzontiformes; Petromyzontidae. The record is from RefSeq and is a predicted model, not a curated record.
ACACGCUUAAUCAAGUUGACCAAACACUACGUUGAACAAUUGCUAAUGCUGUUGGCAUAUUCACCCUUCAAGUAAUGUAAUUCGUUGUUUUAUCUUUUUAAAAAUGAAAAUGUGUUGUUUUAUGGUGACAUGUGGCUUGCUUAAUACCCGAGUGCAUAUUUUACAUGCGUGUGGGUGUUUGUGUGGGUGUUUGUGUGGGUGUUUGUGUGACUAUAACUUGAUGAUUCCAGCUUCUCUACAAAAAAUAUUCAUGCAGGGUCGCUGUUCCAGCAAGCUCGCUAACAGUUCACUUGAGGGCCUUGAGACUUGAGAGUCAAAUAAAUACCCACAACUGAUAUUUUCUGACAAUGCCACCUACGAUACAUACUUUGCACAUUCCUUUUUGUACGCACAUGCACGGUAUCUUUCUUUGUCAGUGGUCCACAAAAUGGUGGAAUAUGAUGUGAUGAUGUAUUGGUAUUGUUGAUCGUUUAUGGUGAUAUGAACUGUGCAAAAGGUGUCCUAGUUGACAACAUAUAUUGGGUAUUAAUUCGUAGAAUAUAAAACUUGGAGUCCUUAACUGACCUGGCUUGCAGACAGCAUUCUUUCUUUAGCCUUCAGGCCUCUGCUUCAUUGCAUGACAUAAAAGUCAUUUAAACAUCCCAUAAUCUCCAAGCUGUAUUGGUUCGAAUAAACGUCUGUUCACCGAACAGCAGUGAAUUUCAGCCAAUUUCUGCGUAAAAUAACAAAUGCUGGUGGCCGAAAUUUUUAAUUCUGCAUACUUGUCAUAGAAAACGGAUAUGUUGUUUUUUUUUACUGAGCUUUUUGCCGCAUUACCAUGAGGGUCAGAGAGGGCAUUCGUUAUGCUGUGUGCAAGUCAGGCGAGGUUACCAUUUUUUUUUACAAUGGCGGAAUCGUAUUCUUAGAUUAUUAUUUUUUCCUGCAACCGAGUUUCACUUUGCAAACGAUUUGCAAGUAAUUAUUAUGAGAGAAAAGUUGUUUUUAGAAGUCCGUAGAGGAAGAAAUUGCAGCACUAUCUGAAGAUCCAACGACCCAGAUUCUGUGACGCUUAUUGUCACAAGUCUAACGUUUAUUCGAACAAAUAUGAAUGGGGCUUUAUUGAUGGAAGCGAACAUUCAAACCCCAGAAGAGACUUCAAAGCCAGAGGAGGAAUCGCAAGGAUGCAACCAUACAUGGAUGAAGACCUGAAUCAUGAAGUCCUUUCUGCUCACACCACCACUACAUCUUCCAAUAGGCCUUGGGCAGAAAACAUAGCACCUACAUUCACACAGUCACUGAAAUUCGUUUCAGUAAAAGAAGGUCAGCCUGCUGCUUUCCACUGCAGAAUUCUUGCAAACCCCACUCCCAGCAUAACGUGGUAUCUUAAUAACAGGCCCCUUCAGAAAAAUGCCCGAUACAAGGUUACAAUUAAAAGCCAAAUGCACGAUAAUGUCUCCUCCCUGGAGAUCGAAGCUGUUCGGCAGCAGGAUUCUGGAAGCUACAAAGUGUUUGCUAUCAAUUCGGAAGGGUCAGCCGAGUCCAUCGCUUCUCUGAUUAUUGCAAUGCAUGAUCAGCACAAUGUGAAUUACCUGGCCCUUUUGAGGAGGGGGCGUAGGACCCGUCCUGGUGAUUCGGCAUUAGAGCAGAAGCAGGCAGACCUUGGCAGGUUGGAACUGCGGCAUGUCGGGUCUCCUUACCAAAAUAAACAUUUUGACAUCUUUCCUCGAGCGUUGUUCUCAGAGCGGCUGAUAACUGGAAAGGUGAUCGUUAUCAAGAAAUCUGCACUUCCGCAAAAGAAGAAAAUUCCACCCAGAGUGGCUCUUCUGCCCUUCAGCCCUGCUGCAUCAAAGUUGCCAGAGGCAGCCCCUGUCAAAACAGUGAAGAAGGAGAGGAGACUCGUUGCUCAAACGUCUCUUGACAAAGAAAUUGAACGCAAGCUUCAGCUCCUACGGGAAGCUAAGAAGAGAGUUUUGGAGAAAAGGAGAGCAGAAAGAGAAGGCCUGCCUUUACCCGAGGCCUCGUCUUCAGAGACCGGUCGACUGGAAACCCUGGAUGAUGAUGAACAAUCAUCUUCUCAGUAUAAAAUGGUCACUUACAUACGUGGUAAACCUAAGCAGGCAGUGCCAGGUGCUGAGGGCUAUACACACGUAACAGUUGCAGAGAAAACAAAGGCUUUUCAAGUGAGGAUGGAGAAGAUCCUUGGGUUACAUACGGACGAAGUGCAAAUAAAACCACUUGAAGAAAAAGAACCCAUGGUUAUCCAUUCGUUUGAAAGAAUCAAAACUCUUCGAGAUAAAUUCAUGAAACAAGCUGAACACAAGCAAGCUCAUGUGCCCUCGGAACCACCACCACAGCGUAUGAAGAUCAAGGAAAUGUUCGAGACUUCCUCGAAAAUCAGCAACAAGCCACCUUUAAAACAAAAGCCCUGGCAAGAAGAACUCCUGUCUCAAUUGCCGUCUGCUGAAAUGCCAUCAUUUUCAAAGAAUAGUUUAACAUCAGAAAUACAUUUUGAACCAUUUGGAGAAUCUAUUGCUCAACAGCAGAAAUGCAAAGGUGGGAUUAGGUCAGAGCCUGCUAGGGGUGCCCUUGAGAAUAAAGAUAUUCAGAGAGCAGAUGCUUCUAGUCACGGUGACGACAUAAUUAAGACGGUUUCGGAAAUACAGACCAGAACCCUCCCACGGGGCUCUGUAUUUGACACGUUGCCUGAGUCUAGCGUUGCCACCACGAAACCUCCUCUUACUUCUGAGAAGAAGGUAUCGAUUAAGCUUUCGGGUGAUCUGAAAGGGAGAGAAGCUACUGCAGAAACGCCUCCUCCGAAGCACCAUGCCUUGCAGGAAGGCACAAAGCAGAAACCCACGGUGACCAUGGUAAAGAAAGAACAUCAAUAUCAAAUUCCACCCAUGAUAUGCUUAUCCGAAGAGUCUGACCCAGAGAUCGCCGAUAUAAUGGGCUCGUUCUCAAUGCAGUAUUUGCCCCGUGAGAGUCGCUCUCAGACACACUCCAGCGGGCUCUCUCUGCCAGUGGAGAUCAUGGUGACCGCACCUACUCCCACCAUAGAAAGAGAUGCCGAAGAAAACGAAGAGGAGGAGGAGGAGGAGGAAGAGGAGGAGGAGGAAGUCAGGGAGCGUUUCCAUUCGACAGAGUUUACGUCAUCAGACUCGGAAGGCGUCUCGCCGACAAAAAUGAAGCACAAGUUUAAAUUCAAGUUUGGGGAAAUGCACGAGGCUCCUCAAAUCAUCAAAGCGACCGAGGACAUGUUUUGCAUUGAAGGCGACGAUGCCAUGUUCGAAUGCUUAGUAUUUGGCGACCCAGAGCCAUCGGUGACAUGGGCUAAAGAUAUGCUGUUUUUGUGCAUAGAUGGGGAGAAGUACGAUGUUCAUGAAGGCGGGGGUCGAUAUCAGCUGGUUAUCUACUCUGUCACGAGCAGCGAUGCUGGGGAUUAUAGCUGCGUGGCUAAAAACGUCGUGGGAGAAGUUGAGUGUUGCUCCGCUCUGUUUAUCGAAAUGCCCUUCACGGAGGAUUCAGAAAAUCAGAAACUACAUACAUCAUCAGUUUCUUACUCGGGGACCAGACACAGUCAGAGCGUAGGAAGCGCGCAGCAGUACGGCGGUACAACAUCAGAAAUAAAGUUAAAGGAUGUGGACGAGCAGUUCUUUACAAGUGAUGAGGAUAUGUAUGAGUCGACGGAAAGUGCAAAAAUUCUACGCAGGCUGAAGGAGAAUUUUCAGUCUCGAUUCGAUCAAACGGGACAAGAACAGUCCCCAGUUAUACCAAACGUUAGCAUGAUACGCUUUGAGAAGCAAUCCGAGGCAGUGAACGUCCAGCCUAAGUUUCCACCAACUACUGUUAUGCAGGCCGAUCGUUCCAGGGGUCGUGGCAGGGAGUACAUGUUCAGAACCAGAGUCGAUUCUCCGUACGUGUAUGAAAGUGGGGGGGAAACGGACGACAGCGCCAUUCUGGAUGAACGCUCACUGGAGGGGUACAGGCCAUACACUGAGGGGGAUUACACCGAGGCAGAGGUGCUGCUGCAGGGAAGAGAGCAAAGGUUUGGCGCAGACGUGCCUUCGUCACAUUACGGUGCAGGGCAAGUUGGUGUCACGUUGGUACCUGGAGAAAGUUCCAAACUAUCUGAGGAGGAAGUAAGUGGCCCUGCCGUUCCAACCCAGCUGCUGGAAUCCGUAGUGGAGGGGAGAGAGGUGGAAAUGAUUGAGGUCUCAGAUACAAAAAAAUAUGAUAGUGUUGGAAAAAUUGAAAAACUGCGUGCAGAUGACAGCUGUAGAAUUCAAGAUGUAAAACAAGUAAGCCCACGGAUUGUUUCGGAAAACAUUAUCGAUGCCCGCGGCACAGAAAAAUCAGAGAUUAUACCAGUAACCACAGAGAUAGCAACGCCGCCUCAAAUUCAGUGCACAGUACCAAAUGUUUUGUCAGUGGGGAUCAAGGGUCCUCCUGAAGAUAAGCCCACAUACUUACAAGGCAUAUUAAAAGAAACGUAUAGCGCUGAUUUUAAGGAUCGUCAGGAGUGGGAACCGGUUAAAGCACAACUUAAAGUCAUAAGUCAGGGAAACAAACCAGUGAUCAGCAAGCCACGUGUUGGUUACAGUAGGGCUGUCAUACAGGACGAACUCUGGCCUAGUGCAGUUGAUAAACAAGCUCAAGGAACCACAGCAGAGUCCUUUGUGACAGCAGGUAGCGGUGUUCUUGAACGUCAAAUGGAUCCAGCAUUUUUUGUGGAAGCCGAGUCGUCUGGUAUUGCUAAAGACGGUGAGCAUGUUUAUUCUCCAAGCUGUAGUGUUCCGUAUGAAGGUCUUUCAAAAGACAGUCUGAGCAGCUCAUAUUUAGAAACAGAACAUGUUGAUAUUGUCAGCACUGUGGAUAUGGCUGUCAUACAUGAUGAUAAAUUGCCACAAUCUGAACAGGUGGAAUAUGAGUAUAUUCCAGAAACGAGACCAGACGGGUGGGAAAGGAAGCCUAGUGGCCCUGAAGAAAAUAUUCCAAAAGAAAUGUUGUAUUCACCAGGUAAAGAAACUAGCAAAAUUGUAGCCGAUAUGGCAGGCGUGUCUGUAACAGAGCCAUUAGAACAGCAUGCACCUACUAAAACUGGACAUCUUGAAGAUUUUGCUGAAGGAAAUAAAAGUUCUCCUACUGAGUCCUCAAGGUCUCCACUUCGAAGCGAAAAGGAUACUGAACAGCAGCCCACAGUUUCAGUUGUUCAGGAUAGUGAUGCUUCAAGUGAACCAGAGAGCUAUAUUGUAAAGUCUGGAGACAAAUCACAGUUUAUUGACCAGGCCCUUGUUGGUCAAGAUGUAUAUCGCUGGAGCCCAGUUCAGGCCCUUCAGAAACCGAAACCCUCAAGUGCUGUGCUGGAGAUAAAAGGCCCCAGUUAUGUUGUGGAUAUGCAGCAAGGUGUAAGUGAAAAAGGGGAAAAGAAGGUGAUAGAAAGUCAGCAGGAAGUAGUUAAAGCCAUUGAUGGCGAUUACAUAGAUCAUGAGAAGGUGGAUAAGAGCAAAAUAAUUGUAAGUGAAGAGAUGGAGAAGGUUUCAGCUAUAGAAACAAGUGCACAAGAUGAAGGCAUGAUUAAGGCGGUGUCUGAUAAAGCUGAUGAAUAUCUAGGGAAGCCCACAGAGAAGCAUGUGCUGAUGGAGAUUGGUUUGCAUGAGGCUUCACUUGAUGAGAAUAUCCAGAUGGAAUCCAGGAUCGUUGAUGAUACUGAUAAGGAAUUUGACGCCAGAGUAUUGACAACUGUUAAGGAUAUAAUCCACGACGUACCAGUGCACGAUAGACACAUAGUAGAUGUCCCAUUCGAAUCUAGUUGCAGAGAUGAUCAUAAACAACUCGUGGAGGCAGAAAGGAUGAGUGCAUUUUCAGAAGAUAGACAGAUGGAGUUAGUAGACACUCUGGGCACAACAGCACCUGUAAUCACACACGAGGAGCAUGUGGAAACAUUUACACAGAUACAAUCAGAUGCACAGAUUCCACUAACUUUGCCUGGCACUGACGCCUUUGAGGAAGAUAAGGUUGUCCGUGGUAUCGUUGCCGAAGAAAGCGCUGUGCCAGCGUCAGAAAGUAAAUGUGAACCCGUAAGUGCAGACGUGGGCGUGAUGGAGAGUGAACAUGCUGCAGUAAAGCAUGUGCAGCAUGGAGGUGUUAAGGUCGGAGACAGGGACAAGACAGUGGCAAGGGUUGAACAUGAAGGCACAGCAGCAUUUGCUGAUGAUGUGAAGAGAAGGUUACUUGAUUCAACUGGAGACUACAGACUUAUGGAAACCAUUCACAGUGUAGAUAUGUCUCGAGGUGUAAUUGCGUCCAGCCAGUCGUCUGCGCAGGCACAGCAACAGUCAGAAAAAAGUGAUGUUCGUAAAGCCGAACAACUGAUAGAACAGACUGCUGUGUCCAUGCCAGUUGGUGAUGAGUGUAGCAGAGUGGAGCCCAUGGGAAAGGAAGUUAUGGGAGACGUUGCUCAGCAAUUACCUGACACGCACACAGAAGCUCCACUGCUUAUUGAUACGUAUCCAGGUAGCAUUGAUAAGCAAGAUGAAGGUGUUUCUGUUGUACUUAAAGGCGAGAAAGAACAUGGGACAGAUGGAGUUACCGCUAAAGAAUUCAGACAAGUGAUUGAAGGGGAUCGUACUGAUGAUCACCCUGUGGCUUGCUGUUUCACUUCUGGAAUUAUUGAGACUAUUGAGGGCAUUUCUAUAUCAGAGCCAGAGGGCACAUUCUCAAAUGCAGAUUUUUCAAUGGCUGUUCUGAACACAGUGACCGAUAGAGAACAUGGUGAGUCACAGAUUAAAGCAAUUUCUCCUGAAAAUAUUCACGUGAGUGGGGAAAUAUUAUCGCAUUCCGAUUCUGAUUUACCUCUCGAGAAGCAGUAUAGCGCUGUUACAGAGCUACGUGCAGAAAUAACCACUGAGGGAGAGGUGGGAUCGUCAUUCAGAGACUCAGCGGGCCUGCAUGCGGAAGAGAAUAAACCACGCGAUGAAUCAGAGAAGCAGGAUAGUGAAGGUCAAUGGGUUGUAGAGAACAUCAGCGAGCAAGUUGCAGACAGGUCUUUUUCAGCGAUGACGGGACAUCGUGGAGUGGAGAUAAAACUGGAAAGAGGCCAACCCCUAGCAGCAGAUAUUACAGAUUCCCAAAAACAUGUAAUUUUAGAAAUGGGUCCGCACGCCGCGUCUGAUGUAAUGGGCACUGUGGGAGAGCACAUUAUUACGGAAGGUGAUAAACUCAUGCAGGAAAGUUACUUGCCUUCACAGCAGGAGGAGAACAUUGAGGUUGUUAUUCCAGUUUCAAGAACAAAAGCCACAUCAGAGGUGGAUGAGAUAAAACAAGCAGGUGAUGAAGAUUCCCACGUUAUAUAUGGGCCUGUUACACAGCGAGAAGAUGGCAUGACAUUUGCAGAGUCUCUUCCCACUAAGGCUGUCGAAUUGGAGAGCAAAGAGACAGAAUUUUCAUUGCAGCAAGACAAUUCUGUUGUGUUCACCACACGGGGCGAAACUCAAGCCAGACGCAGCAGUCCCCAGCCGCUUAUCCGUUAUGAAACGGAAAAUGUUUUUUCCAUUGAGGAAUUGGCAUUGGCCGAUGAAUUGCAGUUUGGCGGUGACGGUGCCUAUCGAGGUUCUGAAGAUACAGGAUUCUCAGCAAGUGAGACGACGUGUGAGAUAUCAGAGGAACAGACGGAAAAAGAGAAAGAGUUUUCGCUGAGCGACUACCUGCGUUCAACUGAGGAGCAGCAGGCAGAAAGCAUCCCAAAAGGAUCAAAUGAACUGGUCGAUACAAAAUCCGAGACCACGUUUGCCGAACCGAUCAUUACCUCUUGUGAGGUUGAAGAUGUAACAUUCGGGGCACUGUAUGAUUAUUACCAGCAGUCGUAUGAGGCAAAGCGCCCAUUAUCUCCCGAAUCGGAAAUGUCGAUCGGGAUGAUGAGCAUAAGUACUGAGGAUGUGUCCGAAAUCGAGGGCUAUUUCACUCCAAUAACUUCUCCAGAUGGCUACAAAACCCCCCCAGAGUCAAUGACCACACCGUCAGAGCAAUACCACACCCCCCCACCUUUCUUACCCACCGAUCGUCUGUACACUCCCCCAAAGAGCUUCAGGAGCUCCGGGGAGAGCUCAGCAGACGAGGGACAUGGCCCGGCUGCUCUCAAACUCACUCUGCAACAAAUACGGGAAGACCAGGAAAACAGAAACUCGCAGUCACUCUGGCAGGCUGAAUCAAGCGUGGACAACAAAGUAAGCGAAACGCCUCCAGCGUUCGUUAAACCGCUCACGGGCAAGAAAGUGUAUGAAAAUGGAACCUUAAUCUUCGUUUGCGAGGUCGUGGGGAAGCCACCUCCAGAAGUUCUGUGGAUGAAAGAUCGACGCUUGAUUCAGCCUCUGUCGAAUGUGGUCAUGGAGCAAGAGGGCUGUCAUUACAUCCUGCAGAUUAAGGAUGUCAAACCGACGGAUGCGGGAGUGUACAUGUGUGAAGCCACAAAUUGCAUUGGCGAAGCAAAGAGCUUGGCCAAUGUGGAGGUGCUCCCAGUGUUCGACAGGAACAUCGCCACGUCGCCUGUGACUCAGCAUCACUUUAUUGAGUUUGAUGUUGACCAGGAUGAUCUGUCGCGAUCUCCAUCCCCACAGGAAAUUCUCCUGGAGGUUGAGCUGGAUGACAAUGAUGGCAGUGACUUUGAACAAGUCAAAAUCAUAACUAUUCCUGAAUAUGCGGAGGACAACAAGAGCAUGGUUAUCUCACUGGAUGUUUUCCCAAUUAUUUUGGGGGUACAAAACGUGGACUUAGCAAGUCGGGAAAUUGAACAAGUUAACAUUGACGUCGGGCCAUCUGAGUCUCCGCCACGAUUUGAGGGCCGCAUCGCAGACGUAACGGCCCCUCUCGGCGCCAAGGCUGUCUUUGCCAGCCGCAUAAUAGCUGCGCCUGCUGCCAGCGUUGCCUGGUACAAAGACGACGUGAAAAUUUCAAGCACGGAUGGGCAUUAUUUGAUCGCAAAUAAGUCUGGAUACGUUUCUCUGGAAAUAAAACAUGUUUCUUUGUUAGAUAGGGGAAUGUAUCUCUGCAAAGCGGUUAAUGGCGCUGGUGAGAGCAGCUGCAGAGCCACUCUGAGCAUUUCACAAGGAUCUGCAGAUUAUGGUGAUAGAGGAGAGUCGGCGUUAGAUCAGACGGCCACUUCUCAAGAGCUUGAUUUCUUUGUGGCGGACAAGGGGGGGAAUCAAAUGUCAGAGAUAGAGCUGGAAUUUGAGUUUGAGAGUGGCUCCCAAAUGCCAGAGCAGUGCUUGAAGCUGAUCACUGCCACCCAACAAGCAACUGGCAGGGGCGGAGAGCAGUGCGUGAACGUCAACUUUGAUGUGUACGCAGAGGCGUCGCAGGAAAGUGACAUUCACUUUCAAUCUAUCGCACCUGAGGGAUGCUCUUUUGAAUUUUUAAUCACCGAAGCACCGCCAAAGUUCACCCAGCCUCUCGGCACAAAGCGCACUGCGCCUGGAUGCGACGUGUCACUUGAAUGUCAAGUCAUAGGUGAACCAGCCCCAGAUAUAGCGUGGUUUAGGAACGACGUGGAAUUGCGGGGAGGUCAGUUUGAUGUGCGAUCAAUGGGAAAGAGACAAAUCCUCACGGUGAAAAAUGUGUCGAAAUGCGACGAAGGCUCGUACAAAUGUACCGCAUCAAACAGCUCAGGAGUUGCACAGACGGAAGCAACUCUCUCCAUUGGCUAAGGGUGCACACGCUCAGGGAUGCUGUCGCUAUUCUCCUGCUUUUAGAGCCACUUUUGUAUAAUGGAGUUAGAUGUUUAGUGGUUGCGCUCGGUGCUUUGUGAAAUUAAUGUUUGUUUUAGAACCAUUAUGUAUAAUGUUUAGCUCGUUCUGGUUGCUUUAUUCCAUGCACUGGAAAUGUUAUUGAGGUGGUAGAUAUACAUUAUAGUCAUUGUAUUAUCGUGUAUUGAUUGAUAGUUUCAUUUAUAUUGCAAGUUGCUUUGUUGGAAGUGUUGUGAUCUGAGAAAAAGAGCCAUUUAUUAAUUUAAAUAAUAUAUAUAUAUACAUCACUUGAUAGUCAUGGGAAUAAUUGCAUAAUAUUUACUCACAUUUGGACCCGUUUGCUGCAAAUGAGAUAGGAUUGAGUGGUAUAAUUAAUUAUGGAAAGCCCUCUCGUGAGUUUCAUGAACUGCAUUUGGAUAGUAGAGCGUUAACGAUGUAUCCAUUGAUGUCGAUUCCAAUUAUUAAGUACAUGAUACCUGCAUUUCAUUGCAUGUGUAAAGAAUCACUCUUUUUAUAUUAAUAUUUAAUGAGUUAUCAUAACACCUACCACCACCAGAGGUUCUACCAUUCACUGCGAUAAAAAAAGGAUCAAUGCUUGAAAUGAAUUGUGAUCCUAAAUUGUGACAUUUCAUUAAAUUUCUAAGGUUGGGUGGGGUGAAUUAUUACAGCCCGAGUGAAUAAUGCAAGCAAUUGAUAAUUUCUUGGACAUUAUUGGUUAUAUAUAUAUAUGUACUUGCAAUGAUAUGCAGGGGCUCUGUAGAUGAUUAUUACGGCUUUAAAAAUAAAUACGUCAUCUAUUUCUGUGGCAUCGCUGUUGCGAAGUAUUUGUCUCAUAGCAGGAAUAUUAUCAUGUAGUAAUGGUUAAGUAUUAAUUCUAGAUUUGAAGUUUUCGUGACUGCAAGGAUUCAUACUCUUUGGUUUUUUCGGUAAAGUCACGUAGGUAAAAAUAAAUAAAUUAAAAAAGCAACUAAAUUAA